AAUCGGUCUGGCAACCCUGAACUGACAUCUGACACUGACAGAUUAAUUAUAUUUUGGCUUUACAUGUUGUGGAUUUGUUGAUAAUUUUUAAUUUGGGUAGAACUUUAAUAUUAUUAUAACAAAUGGAAGCGUCUACAGCUGCUGAUGCCGAAGAUGAUGAAAUAAUUAAAGAGAUACCUAUAAUUCAUUCCAAGAGACUAGAGGACAACUUGUAUCUUUUUCAAUAUCCACUAAACCACAGCAUAACUACUAAUCAACACAAAAUCAAAUCAUGCUUUUUCAAACCCAAAAACCAAGAAGUCAAACUUGAACUGGGCAUUGAUACUCGUUCUCCGAAUUUCGACACAGGAAGAGCCGAAAUAAUAGCGCACGAGGUAGAUAAGGAGUCAGACAAAACAAAAAAGAAUCCUAAAUUUUUCGAGAAUGAGGUUGUUGACAAGGUUUUCCUUCAAUCAUCCAAAACUGUCCAAGAUGCCAACAGGUAUGCAGUAGCUGUGUACAACGGCAAAGAAGUCCAUCUUACCUCUCUUAGUGGAGUAUUUCAAUUCAGGCCGGUUUUCCCUUAUAUGGAAAAAGGCUUGAAGCGGAAGAAGGAAACAGAUGGUAAUGAGUCUGAUGAAGAACAACCUGGUCCAAGUUCUGCCCAACAAGUAACAGUAAAGUUCAAAUCCAGUGAUGAAAGGUGGAAAAAGUUGGAUGAAACCAGCUAUCAUGCUUUGCAGUCUAAAAAAGCUGAAGAGCCUUGGACGGAGUGUGAAUGGCAUGAAGCAGAUAGCACUUUUAGUUGUGUGGAGAGACUCAAAUUGAUGUCAGACAAUACAGAAGACAUUAGCCAAGCUACUACUUUAGGAGAUUCAGACUAUAUAAGGCUGCUGAUUCCAGAAGACCAGGAACAAACACCUCUAGAACCAGUACUGCCUUCUCACCUGCUCUCUUUGAAUGCCUUGAGAGCUUUGCCCAUUCAAGAAAGAUGUAGGGUAUUAUUAAAAGAUGCGCAAAUAAUAAGAUUCCAGCAGCUUUUGAUGCUUUUAACAGGAGGAGAAAAGACGGCAACAGAUUCGUUAUUGAAAGUUCUUCCGGUCGUAGCAGUUUUAGUCAGAGGCAACUGGGUAGUUAAGUCUGAUGUUCUGUAUCCUGCUAAUACGUUUUCCGCCACCAGUGGAGUCCCAGCAGAAUUGAUGUGCAGGGCCAGAGAUUAUAUUCUGUAUCAAUUCACAAAAAGCCAAUACGUGGAAAGGAAAAAAGUUUCUUCGAUUCUCAAAAUCCCCUCUGAAGAAAUCAAAGAAAUCUUCACAGGCAUUUCAAAACUACGGCGCCACAACAAAGAAUGGGAGCUUCAUCUGCCCACGGACCAAGAUUUCAUCAACAAGCACGGCGAUAUCGUGCAGAAGCAGAACCUGAUGUGGGAGCACCGCUUCCACCAACUUAGCCAGUUUUUGAAAGACAACAUGAGCCAAAGGCGGAAGAGCAGAAGUGAGAGUAAGAGUGUCAGUGAGGAUGGGAAAGUGAGGAAUAGUUUGAGUUUUAGUUCUGACAAUGAGUCUGAUAAAGGAAAGGGCGUCGGGAAGAAAAAUAAAGGUGGUAAAAGUGGUAGUAAUCAAGCAACAACGUCGAAUUCAUGAUGAACAAGUACGAAUCGUGAUAUUUAAAAGAUUUUGAAUCAUUGGGAUGAAAUAUUACCACACGUGGUGGAUUAAUCUAUAUGCUGUGCAUUCUAUAGAAACGAAAGCCACUAUAAUAUUAAGAUCAAAUAGAGCAGCAUGGAGAGGGUUGGUGACACAUUAGAAAGAAAGAAAAACUAAUUAGUUAUCUUUUUAUAACUGUUUUUGAUACUAGCAUUUAAGGAUGUCAUUGAAAAUUGUUCAAAUUCUGCUCUUUUUAAAACUGUUUGGAUGCAUAAUAAAAUAUCUCAAUGCCAUUGAACAUUUCUUUAUGCUUUUACACAAAUACCAUAUCGAUGGCUUAAUGUGAAAACCUCGUAUCUCCUUUUACAGGGGAGACUUUAAACUGAAUUUUUGCAUACUCUAACUUAAAAACUAAAAACCAUAUUUGCGUAUUUUUGAUUCUGAGCACAUUUAGAUCGUUACACAUACAUUUUUCUCAUAUAUUUUAGGUUAGAAUAUACAGGAAAGUAAUAUAGGCAGUAUGGAAGGCUCUCUCCAUGAUACUACAAAUAACAAGAUAGUAGCUUCGUUCGCGGUAACGAUUUUGGACAUGUCCAGGACUAGUUACGAAUUAUCUUAGUACUCGGGUUGUACGCAAGCGCGGUUCAGAAUUAGUUCAAGAUUGAUUUACACCGCGAACGAAUUUAGAACUAGUCCAUAACACUAUAUAACCUAGUUUUUAUGUAUCCAUCUUAUUUUGAUGAAUUUGUUAUUUUAAUUCAGAUUUGCAUGGACAUUUUACUAGAUCAGAUCAACCAGAUAUAUGUUUAUAGCAUGAAUAGGCAUGGUUUAAUGAAAUCUUUUAUUGUUAUUAAAAGUGUUAGUGGCUGGAAUAAGCUACGAGACCAUAUUAAAACAUUCUCCAAAUAUUUUUUCUAAGAAAAAAAUUUGUGACUGGUUACUGGUAUUGUAUAAUUUUUAUUAAUUACAUGGAGUAUUUUUAAUAUUUCUAAUACCUCCAUAUUUUAAUAAUAACGUCCAUAUUAUGUAUUGUUUAUCAGUAUUACAGUACAACAGAUAUCCCGUGAAAUAAAGUUGUCACUGCGCCGAAACAAAUUUGAAAAUGGGGGUGAAGCAAAACCAUUCGUGAGUAGACGUUACAGAACGAUCUCCUCAGAAUUUUUACAGUGUUGCAUUGUUUCUUUUACUCGCAGUAUUUAAAUUUGAUUUUAUUUUUUUUUCGUUUUUUUUUAUUGUUGUUAUUCUACGUUUUGCAUUUGUAUAUUCUUUUAACAUUACUUUACACAAUCAAAGAAAAUGAUCAAAAGCUAUCAAAAUGUCCGAUUGUUUUAGUCAUUGUAUGUUGACCAGUAAUGAUUCUUGGUCAACAUAAAACGACUAAAACAAUCGGACAUUGCUAGCUUUUGAUCAUUUUCUUUGAUUAUAUAAAGUAAUGUUCAAAUCAGUUAGGCCACUCUGGCUCUCAUGGCCUUAAUUGUAGCAUGGAGCUUAAAAUUAAAUUAUCCGGACGACCUGUUAAUAGUCAAAGUCGAGAAAUGAAUGCUAAUAUGUUAGCCUUCAUGAAAAAGGAAGCUGAAGAAGGUGUCACAAUACCUCAUCAUAGCAUAAAAGAGCGUGUGGUAGACGCGACAGGUGUUUCCAAAAGUACAAUAAUCUGUAGAGUCUCAGUUAAACUAAAAUUGAACAAGUUAUGUCUUAUAGAAAGUAGUAAACAAAUACCUAUACCAUAUUUUAUAUGGUACCCAUAGCAGCUUCUUUAUGCUGGCACUAAUGGAAUAUAUGUAAUUGCAGGACAAUGCUCCUCGUUUUCCUCUACAAGAAAACAUUGUAACAGAAAAAAGAAGCAAACUUUUGAAGACAUUGACAAAGAGGUGUUAAGGCGUAUUAUUCAUAUUUGCAUACGAGCGAUACAUCAGUAUCGCUCGUAUCGAUACUAAGUAUCGAUACGAGAAGUACCUCAGCUAAAAAAUAUUCUGUCUAAAUUCAGAGAUGGUUGAGGCGAACAAGGUGGUUUUUAAGAAAUUUUAAAAGAUUAAUUAUAAGAGACACUGGUUUCCGUUGGAGAAAAUCAAAAACAAAUCGAAGACUUCUAAUGGAAAGAUAUGACAUCAAUAAGCUUCGUACCUAUACACUAUUUAAGAGCUGUUAAUAAGUACAGAGAAGAAGAUCGCCCUGUAGUGUAUAUGGAUGAAACAUACAUUCACUCAACACAAACAACGUUACUCAUUAAUGCUAUUAUUGUUUCAGAAUUUUCAGUAAUAUUUUACAAUAGAUAAUGUUAUACAUACCUUUUAAAUGAAAUAAAAUAAUUUUGCCGAAUUUUUUACUGUUAUAUUAAAAUGAAUUUAAAAUAUUAAAAUGAUAGUAAAAAUCAUAUAAUUAUUGCGUUAUUUAACUAUUUAUUUUGAAACGUUAAAUACUUAUCAAUAAUACAGUUUUCCAAUUAGGAUCUUUUAAAAUUAAAGUGCUUUCCUUUUAUUCUAUACAAUCUUUUAAAAAUUUCUUACUUGAUUAUGAAUCUACACGUCCUGCAGAGUGUCAAUUAUUUAAAACUCAUUUCUUUAGAUAUUAUACUAAAAAUACCCAAUAUUACUGUGGUCAUUUACAUAUUGACAACAUUGCGGUACCAACAAAGCGGUAAUAUUCGGGUAAAUUUCAUCUUUUUCUGAUCGAAGGCUUUCUUUAUCUGCGCAGUACAAGCCCCGCCCAUUUCACGAGAUCCCUGUUCACCAGUAUAUUAGGGUAUCCUCGUCUAAUAAAUAUUUCAUAGAUAUGUUAUUUUAUUCAUUUUUUCAAGUAGUGCAUUUUAAAUUACAUUGGUUAUUUUUGUAUCACAAAUAUAAUAAAUAUUUCACUUUAAAGAGACACACAGUAUUUAGUACAUACCUACCUUCAUAUUAAAAAAUGUUUUAUCUGUUUAUGAUCAUAUUACUGUAAAAAUUAUACAUCAAAGUACGUAAAAAAUAUUUUAUUGACAAUCACAAUCAAUUUUCUAAACUUUUGAGUCAAAACCACAGUAUUAAAAACAAAUGAAAUAAAAACAGAACGAAAACCGCUACAAAUCCGAUGUUUAAAGCACAAAACAUUAUAGAAAUGUUUGUAAGUAUUUUGAAAUUCCUACUGCGCAUAUUCGGACUCCUAGUUCUCUUCAGGUCCCAAGGAUCGGUUGGACUGGUUCCGAACUCGCAGUUCAUUUACAGCGAACGACAAAUCUGACAAAAUCUCGGACUAGCAGUUCACAACUCGAUUACCGCGAACGCUCUUUUUUAAAGUGCGCAUGCGAAGUAAUCCUGGACUAGUUCAGGAUCGUUACCGCGAACGAUACUAUUGUCCUUUUCAUGAUCAUUUUUCAGUGCGUAACAAAUGAUAGGAAAAAGGGUAAGUCCGUGAUAAUACACAUUUAUGACAUUUAUUCUAACAUGACAUUUUAGUUAAAUCUGACAGUUGUCACAUUUUAUUUUCAGUUUGGAAUAAAAACAAAUCAAAUAUGUUUCUUGCAUUUAUAAAAUGGUAUUUUCUUUGAUUUGUAUAGUCUUAUAAAUUAUACAGAUUAUAUUUGUAAUAUUAUUAUCUAAUUAAAAAAACUAUUAUUUUUAUUAUGGCGCCAUCUAUCGACAACUAGAAUAACUAGAAUAAAUGUUAUAAAUGUCACCGACGAAAUGUAAUCACCGACGUGCCUUUUUUUCUGUCACAUACAAUUUAAUGCGUUAGAAAGAAAUCGAAAAACUGUGACGUACUGAAAGAUGAUCAUGAGAAAAAGAAUAGUGUCUUCCCGUAGCGCAAAUACGUCAGAGUUCGCGCAUCGCAUGACGUAACUGGAGACCGGAAUUUGAAUUCUAGUUGUUAGCUUAUAGUUGAGGCUGUAUCGUCGCCCCGUUAGGUAACAUAUUCCGAUUCGAUUUUGUUGCACAAACUCGCUUAAAAAGAGUUCCUUAUAACAAAUACACAGAGUGCCGGGAGGUGCCGCUGUCGAAAAAUUGUUUAAACAAUUUUUUAAACAAGUUCAAAAAAUCAAUUUUUUCCCUUCGUAUAAUUUUUUUAGAUUCUUUGGGUCAUUAUGAGCCAAAAAGGUCUCCUGUAAUUCUCUAAAAUUGACUCUUGUUGAGUUAUACUCGAUUUAAAAUUUGAAAAACGCGAAAAUGGCCAUUUUCAAGGCUUAAGGAGGGGGUAUGGUUUGAAAUCAACAUAUCAAGCACAUUUUUGUGAAUUUUUUUCGAAACUAUGGUAGAAUUAUUUUAUUUUUAAAUUAAAUAAGCACAUUAAGUACAAUUCAAAGAAUAUUUAAGAAAAAAUUCAAUCCAAAAUAUUGAAAAAUAAGCCAUUGGCGACAAAUUUUGGCAGGCAGCUCAAAAAAAAUGGAUUUUGCGGUAGACAUCAGAACUCAUCACUGGAUUAUACGAAACAAAAAAUUCAAAAAGAUUUUAUUAGCUUAUGAGUUUCACGAGGUAACAACGUCGAGUUUUUUUAUUUUUAAUGAUUUUUGAAUUUUUGGUAUCACUCAAAAGUCAAAAAUACGAAAUUUUGAUAAAAAUUUUGUGAAAACCAACAGAUUUAAUAUUGUUGAACAAAAAAUAAGCACAAAACGAAGAAUAUCUCGACGUUGUUACCUCACGAAAUGUCUAAGAAAAAUCUGUGCAAAAUAUCAGGUAGAUCGGCUAAGUAGUUUUUCAGUUACAAUGUCCACCGCAUUUGAAAAAGCAGUUUUGAGAAAAAUGCGUUUAAGGUUUUGACAACUGCAUCUUCAUCUUCUUAUUUGUCUGCCAAAUCGUAAAGUGAUGAACAUUGGAAUAUGUUUUUUAAAUUGGGGAGUAAUCUACAAAAGAGAAGGCGAACAGUUGUUUAACGUUUCUCACUACGCUCCGGCGUGCUGGCGCGAAGCCGCGGCAAAGCGAGUCGAAGGUAGAGAUAUUCAACACCCUGUAUCUCUGGUAAUUUUACUCCGAUUAUUUUGAAAUGUUCAGAGUAUUUUUGAAAGUAUGCACUUUUAUUUAAAAUAAUAAAAAAAUUUAAAUAUUUCAAACCAUACCCCCUCCUUAAGAACUCGGUUAAAAAUUAUUAUUAUCAAAAUCAAUAGUGACUGAAUCAAAAUUGAAAGCCCCCCUACAGGAUGCUGAAGAAAUUUUGUCAUUAUUUUAUUGGUGAGCUGUUAUUUUUAAUUGUUAACCAUGAGCGCUAAGUGAGGCGGCCGUCAAUGUGAGUGCAAGUGAGAUGCACCAGUAGAUGGCCGGAAUGGUGCAUCUCUUUCGCACUCACUAUUGACGGCCGCCUGUAUGCAGUUAGCGCUCAUUGUUGAUAAUUAAAAAUAACAGCUUAGUAAUAAAAUAAUGACAAAAAUUUCUUCAGGGUCUUGUAGGGUGGACUUUAAACUUUGAUUUGGUCACUUUCUAACUUUCAUAGUAAUAAUUUUUAACUGAGUUAUUAAGAGCAAACAACAAACCUUUUUUAGUAAGUUUUUGCAAAAAAAAAACGAAUCGGAAUAAUUUACCUAACGGGGGCGACCAUACAGCCUGGACUAUACAACCGCGAGCAAUUCAAACUAAUCGGAAAUCAUUGGGACAUUACGAACAAUUACGAACUUGGGUCUCCAGUUACGUCACGACUCCCUGCUCUUCGAGAUGCGCAAUAUAUUAUCUUGUUAUUUAUAGUAUCAUGGCUCGCUCUCUGUCUCUCCUAUGGUAUUACAACUCGAGUCGGAACCUGGUUUCCCCCAGCGUCUGUCACCAAGUAUCUCUGUCCCUGACAGCUCUCCUCCAGUUAUCCGCCCUCAAUAUCUCUUUAGCAUCGUUCUAUCCACCUCUUCCUUGGUCUUCCUACUGACCGACGUCCCACCAUAGUUCCGCUAAACGUUCUACUAGGUGUUCUCUCAUUCUUAUAAGAUUUGUAAUAGUGGUAUACCUUAUCCUCCAUUGUCGCAAAUGGGUUCCAAUAUCCUCCUUGAUAUCUUUCUUUCAAAAGUAUUAAUAAGGUUUAUUGUCUUUUCUGUCAUCAUCAACGUUUCUAUGCCAUAUGUUGCUAUUGGUAGUAUGAUAGUUGGAAGACACUUUGUAGUAAAAUAGUUAUCAAAUAUGGUUUUUGUAUUAAUUUGUUCCUAAAGUUUUAACGGUUUUUAUUUGUGUGGAACUUACUUACUGCUAAAACAGUAACUGCCAAAUAGGAUAAUGAUGCAAAUGUUUUAAAUAUCACUACUAAUUUAUUUAUUAUUAUAUUGUUGAUAUAUAUAUUUUAUACUUGAAUAUAUAUAACCUUGUAAAUAAAUAUUGUGAAAAAUUGUC
This is a messenger RNA of Diabrotica virgifera virgifera (western corn rootworm), 7897 nucleotides long. It is a transcript of the gene Polr3E, whose product is annotated as DNA-directed RNA polymerase III subunit RPC5. Gene Ontology annotation, cellular component: RNA polymerase III complex; nucleus. Bases 123 to 1622 code for a protein of 499 amino acids. The transcript is spliced from 6 exons. The record is from RefSeq and is a predicted model, not a curated record. NCBI's taxonomy places the organism in Eukaryota, Metazoa, Arthropoda, Insecta, Coleoptera, Chrysomelidae. Gene Ontology annotation, biological process: DNA-templated transcription.